Molecule: messenger RNA, 6420 nt
Organism: Pocillopora meandrina
Lineage: Eukaryota; Metazoa; Cnidaria; Anthozoa; Scleractinia; Pocilloporidae
Source: the annotation of a GenBank genome assembly
AUGGAGCAGGGAGACAUGACAGUACAAUGUUCCAACAGCAAUGGAUCAGCGAGAAACAUAACAAUCCGAGACGGAGUCGAAGAACAAAACAAUGCGACUAUACGGCCGUCAAUUGACUCCAAAAAUCCUUUUGAUGGACGUACAACACGCUUCACAGACGACCUGUGGACUUUCGUGUCAGUGAUAACAUACGUUGCAGACGUCGGAAGCGAUUUACUUGUGUGUGUCAAGUAUUACAAGGAAAAAAAUUUCUGGUGGUUUAGUCUUACGCUAGGAUUCGUACUUGUCGCGUCAUUUGCAAUGCAAUUGUUCUCUGCUAAGUGGCUUUUGGAAGAUGGCAAACGAAAGCAAUGUUUCACUUAUUUAUUACAUGUGUUUCAUCUGGGACCAGUCGUGAGGUAGGUAAGCUGGGUAAUUAAACAAAAAAAAACUGCCGUGUCUCGUGUAAUCGUACGAAGUUCCAAGGAAACAGACCACUUAAAAUUGGCUUUGCGAUGCGUUUCCUUUCGUCGGAAACCUUUUGACUUCUUGUCCGGUUAACACGACUCGAGAAUUUCCGGCGAAAUUUGAAUAGUGUUCGCGCCUGCUUUUUAAUGACAAAAUAUACUAGAGCAAUUAUCACAUUCCUUAUUUCUCGGAUGAUAACUUUGCAGCGAACGUAAUGACUGGAUUUCAAGUCGCUUGGCUGAUUUGUCAGAUACAGAAAGCUACAUUAAAAUUGAAACAUAGUUUUCUUUAAAAAGAUAAUAUCGGUGAUAUUUACAGGCGUUUUUUUGUCUCAAAGUAAGCUGCACUUUGAAAACUACCGAGCUAUCUACGCGCAGCAACAGAGGUUUUAAUUAAGCUUGAAUAACCAAUAUUUUAAAAUCAUUUCUUUAUUUCACGCGUUUGUUUGUAAAACCUGAACAUUUUUAUAUUUUGUAUUCGCUUCGGGUAAACUUUAUCAUGGAUCGUGAAUCAGCCUUCCUUGAAUUGUUGUCUGACCGAUUUUUGUCUCGUUCGUUAUAGAUGUUAAUAUGGAAUAAUUGCUGGUACUGGGUAGGUUCUAAUUUCGCUGUGUUUCGUUAUCCACUAGCCAGAUGAUAGUCAGGUCACAGGGCCGUAAUAAGCGAUUCUAUCAAAAACUUUCUCCACAAGGUGGUGACGUAUUCUUUUUAAUAAUUCUGUUUAUUCCUCACAACCUCACAUGUCAGCGUAAUUUACGUGCGAAGUAUUUUCAAAACCUAAAUGGCUCCACGAGGAUUAUUAUAACAAUAAGUGUCUUGCCGACUAGCAAUAAUGAAGCCAGUAUGAGUUGACUGAACUAUUUUACUGUGCUCAGAAAUUCGGCACUCUUCUAACCGAUAUUAGUAAUAAAAUAACCCUGAUAUAGAACAUAGGUCUAAAGAGUCGUUUCUGAGCGCGCGAAUCGAACUACGAGAUGUGUUGGACGUUUUUCAGCAGUGCGUGUUCGCAUUCAGAUUUGAUCUUUUUCCUUGUCAUCCGAAUGUCCUAUUAAGCUUUCCACAGGAGGUCAGCAUGAAUAUUCAAGAACACUGUUUUUCUAUUUAUCGAACAUAUUAUCCUCACGACUUUAUCAUCACUCUUUGCUGAUUUUCUUUUAGUUCAGACUCGUUUUAGAGAGAACGGUUAGCCUUGUAGAGGCGCUAUAUAGUUAGAUUUUUUCCAAAAAUUCUGGCGCUUAAAUUUAUCUAAUUAUUCCAAAAAAACGGCGAAGCUUAUGAAACUGGCCUUGAUUUGCAUAAAAAUAUCGCUUGUUGAAUUUUCUGACAGAUUAUGUUGGCCUGGUUUUGUCUAAGAGGCGCGUUAAUUAUAUUAACUUACGAUUACUAUUUUUCUGUCCAUUUUAAAUCAUUGUUAGCUGUGCGCCAUGAACACACGGUCGCAUUUUUCUAAACUCCAUCAUCAAAAAAGUUACUGAUUUUUCUGAUCGACUUUUGUUCGUGCUGGUCUGUUUUGCAUGUUUUAUUGAUUAGAUUUUGUCGCGCUCUCCUAAUUUUGUGAUCCAAAAUAAAUCAAUCGUCAAAACGUUCAAUCUUGUUUUUCAAGUGUUUACCCAAAUUUACUCGUGGCUUGUUUUACCACGCUAUUAUUAUCUUCAUAGCUGGAGGCGUUUUCAAUCCUCUAAUGAGUUUCACUGCUGUCUUGCUGCGAGCUUUCAGAAAUGAUUACAGGUUAUAAUUAUUCGGUUGAGGGGCCCAUCGCUUUGUUGCGCGAAGUCUUUUCUUUAGGUAAUUGUUCUCUACUUUCGAUAACAAUCUUUGCACUGCAGACCAACGGUUUUAUCUAAACCUAUUAAUUAGACUUCAAGGACCUUGAGAUUGCAAUCAUUAAGAAAACAUUGUUGCUCCUAAUUGAACGAUGUAGUUUGUUGCGUUCAAAUAAACAUUUUAAUGACAUUUUAAGUUUGUUCAAACGGCAGCCAUUCGCAAUGAUGGACAACUUAACUGAACCACAUUAGAAUAGAAUAAAGGCAGCUAAAGUAUCAUUCAAGCUGCGUUGCGAGGGUCUUCAGUCUCUCACGAGAGCCUCUCUUCUUGAGCCCGACUCAGAGAGGAAUUUGCGUCCUGCUCGUAUAGGAUAUUUCAGCCGGUAAACUGUUCACAUGGCUAACUGUCGCUGGAGGCAGUUUUCUUAAUUAACAAAGAGUGCAUAAAAGUUGUAAUAUUUCUGUGUAUUGUUCCGGCGAGUGAAGGUAGGCGUGAGGCGCGGCGAGUGUAAUAACUCGCCCAAAACAAAAAACGCAAAAAGAAAGAAACAGACUUUUCAGUGGUUCGAGAUAGCAAGGCGUGACGUUUGGAGCUCUCUUAUCAGAAAUUACAUGGCUCUAAUUGAAAAAGUGAGGAUACCUCUAAUACGUGUAAAAUAGACUCAAGAAUCCCGUGAUGUAGUGUACCUCUAUCAGCUUUAACAUGUAAUUGAGUGACAACAACCCAUGUAGGAAAACCUCCCUAUUGCCUAUAUAGAAUUAAUUCGCUUAAGUCGGCGAGCGAGUUGAAAAGAAGUCGGUCAACUGCCGCUUUCCUCCGAGCCAGGGUUAACAUAUUAAACAUUAACUAUUUUAAAAUUGCGACAGUUGCAAAACGGUUUUUUGAAAAGAUUGGCUUUAUCUAGAAGUAUUAGCUUUGUAUACCAACUCUUCUGAAUAUAUUGUGAACUCCUUCAGUUCUCCUGCAAAGUUGAAGCGAAUUAGUCGAGCAAUACUCUGAUCCUCAAAUACUGUGUAUCUUCCAAUAUUUCCUUUAAAACCAGAAAUUUUCGCUUUCCUCUAGGUAUUGGAAGGUUCUCAAGAGUGGCUGGAAAGCGCGUCAAAAGAAUGCUACUAUUCUCGAAUUCGCAGCGUUUCUUGGAGAAUGGCGUGACAUAAGCAUGCUGAGACUUCUUCAAGCUUUUCUAGAAUCUGCCCCUCAACUUGUUCUUCAACUCUACAUUUUACUGAAACGACCACGCCUUCAAGAAAACUUUGAACUUUUUAUCGCUGCUACUGCAGCUUGUUCAUUGAUAUCGUUAGUGUGGGCCAUUCUCGCUUACAGUAAAUCGUUAAGAGACUUUAGAACACAAGGUUAUAUCCUGUCAGCAGCAGGUUUGUUAUUCCAAGUACUGUGGCGGUUCUCUACGGUGACAUCUCGUGUGGUUGCCAUGGUUCUUUUUGCAUCGUACUUCAAACAAUGGCUGUUUGUUGCGGUGGGCGCACAUUGGCUAAUGAUGACAAUGUGGUUGAUCUGUCAGCGGACUCGCUUUUGUACAGACGAAGACGGAACAGAGCACCCUUUCAGGGAGAAACUGUUUAGUGCGGCUAUUGGCUUUUUGUACAUCUUUUGCUUCUUCAACACGAGAGAAGGCAUGACAAGGAAGCGUAUUGUUUUGUUUUACUCCAUUAUGUUGGUAGAGAACUCUCUGUUCGUGUCUAUGUGGUUUCCCCACAGAACCUUUCGCGGAACAAUGGCUGUAACAGCGUUAGGGGUAGUGUGGGGCGGAUUUGUAUUUGGUUUGAUUAGCAUGAUUUUAUAUUAUCGAUUCUACCAUCCAAGUUUACCAAUUCAAGGAAUAUUUAUACAAAAGAGAACUUUCGAUGUUGAAGGACAAGUGACUCAUUCGUGGUUUUGUUGUUUUUGUUGUCGAAUAAGAAAAUCCACGAAGACGAGUACUGGAGAAGAUCGUGAUGCGGCAGAGGGUUUAAUACGAAACGUAAAUCGCAGUGUAAACCAUCAUGCUGCUUGUCAAGAACUAUCGCCUCCUCAGUCUCAAGAUGGCUCGCUUAUCACAGGAAACCCACGUCGGUUCAUGUCGGGUUUAGACUCUAAUCAGGUCCUUGUUCACAGUACACCCAUACGACCAUUAGGCUCGUGCAGUUCGUACGCCAAUCAUCCACUGGUUACAAGCCGCGUGCCGAGAAUCCUGGUUACGGGAGCGACCCCUGAAGUGAUGAGUCCGAGAGAUUCUGUUUCAAACUCUUCUCUUGUCACUCUGAAGGAAAUUGAAAUGGAAACGCUCGAUAAUCUCGUGCAGCGUCCAGAUCUUCCCGUGAGCAACAGUGACCUUUCCUCUACUAUUGCUGGAGAGACAGAAAAAGUAAAUCCUAGUGCAGGUAAGAAAAACUUCUCUGCUAGACGAGAGCUUGGUUUCCACGACGACGUAACCUGCACCUCACCAAAAAGUCCGACCGCCGGAGAGAUUAUCAGCUGGUAUCAUCCUGUCCCAACCUGCGAGGCUUCCUCCGAUGCCGAAGAAGACAGGGCAGAAAAGAUUAACUAUGGCUCGUUGAGUUUUGGUAAUCGAUACAGUCUCGUGUCGUCCGACUGUAUUUCGUUGUCAUCCGAAAGUUCACAAAGUUCGGUAGAUAGCAUAAUGUUUGCGGAUGAGGGACCGGGCAGUUCUGGAGUGCAUAUGAAGAAGAUGCUCCCGCCUGAACUCACACCGAGACCAGCAGACGAAGGAAUUUUUUCCGAUGAGCGGGACUCGCCUUCAAAAUCGACCACUAUUGAAGACGCUGACAUCAUUUCUGAAGCUUCUACACCACAGAAUCCCAAAGUUAAUGAUCAAUUUCCUGUUUUGGUCGAAGACAGCCAAGCAGAUACAUUCAAAAGAGUCCAGUCCCGAGAAAGAACGAAUGAAUGGAUUUUAUCUUCUUCUAAACCGAUUGAUGACUCUUACAACUUGGUUGAGUUGUUGAUGGACGCUCCAUCAUCACCAUCGAAUAACCUGAAAAGCAGAACCAGAGAAACAGGGAAUAUUUUGUCAUCUAAGGAAAGAGAAUGCACUGAAAAUAAACCUGACUGUACUGGGGAAGGAUCUGGGUCUGAGAGACUGGAUGGACACGAAAGUGAGUCAACUGACGCAAGUAGCGACAGUUUUAACUUUAGAAAUCGUCAUCGUUCGUGCGAUGAGAUUGAGACUGGAACGAAUUAUGCCCUCUUCUCCCCGGAUGACAUCAGUAAGCGGCAUACCUUUGACUUUUCGCAGUUAUCGAAAGGCCCGAGGUCUCCACGGCGAAGACGAGACAGGAAAUAUCGUCGCUCAAAGAGGAAGGAGUUUGAUAACUUUGUUGUGACUUCUCUGAAGCCAGGAAAAUACGGUUCACUUCGGCGAUCAAUGGAGCGUCUGGCUAGAAUACAAGAGGACAUAGAAGAAACUUUUCUAUUGAAUGCCGAAGCCGCUUUGAAUUCCUGUAUUCCUGAAGUCGAGGCACUCUCUUCGCCCAUGGAAGACGCAGUGAAUUUAUGCACGAAAACUACAAAUGAAACUAAUAUAGCAGAAAAAGCCGUGUGCAGUGCGCAUGAUUCAAACCAACGUAGGAGUGAUCUGCAAGAAAACGCAGCCUCAUUGUCUGUCAGAGAAAGCUUUAAGAGGCGAAAGCGCUUGAAAAGAUUCCUCUCUAAAGAAUUAGUUCCUGGGAAAUUCUCUUCAGUGAGACAUUCCAGCGAAAGUUUGCAAUCAGUAGAACGAUUUGAUAGAUUCCAAAAAAAUGGCGAUGCUGACAAAGGGCUGUCAUCCACUGUGUCCGCUGAUUAUUUGGCCUGCACUCGUCAUGUUAGUGGUAAAAGUCAAAGAGUAAACGGUGGAGGUUGGAGAAAAGAAUUUCAGAGCCAAACGGUCAGUCUGCCUGAUGUACUUUCCACUGGAAGGAAAAUUGAACCCGAAGUUAUUAAGAAACGAAAUCCCGAGAAUAGUCGGGUAAAGAAUACUCUGGAUGGUAUUGUUAUUAAGAACUUAGAGAUCAGUAAGCAUCACACGGGCUCGGUUCACAACAAAAGACAUACUUAUGAUUUCACUGACAACUGUGCUGCUCAGACGGAGGUACAGGAAAGGUUGUUUAGCGUAGAGAAUGACAGAAGGGCACCGGAAGUACGUCACAAGUGCCAGCGUAGGUGUCAGUCAGAGGUUUUGAUUGGCGCGAGAAACUCUUCUGUUUAUGUAUAA